AUGCCUCAGGGCGAGUAUUGCCUGAAGUUGAACGUUUGGGCGCAGGAUACGUCACGGAAGAAGAAACCCGUGUUACUUUGGAUUCAUGGAGGACGUAGGUCUAUUUUUAUACCUUGUUUGAUAGAUAUCAAUCGGGUUAACGGAUCUAGCAAUGUUCUAGGCUUUUCCCUCGGUAGCACAAACAACCCCUUUUGCCAGGGUCAAUACAUUGCCGAUAAGGAGGAUAUUAUCAUGGUGUCAAUGAAGGGUGACCUUUGCCGUAUUACUCUAGUCGGCCACUCUGUCGGCGGAGUUACAGUUGAUUAUUAUACGUAUAACCACAUUGAGGACCCUAUUGUCUAUGCUGUUGUACCUAUGCCUGGCACUGCUAUAAGCUUUUUGCCAAAUACCCCAGAACAGUCUGAGAAAUACUGGUUUACCUUAUCUGAAGUGCUUGGCUGUGGUGGUUCCAAUGAUACACUGCCCUGUAUUAGAUUAAAGCCUGCCACGGAUGGCCUAGCCGUAGUAGCCAAGAUGUCUCCCGAGCCCAGCAAUCUGCUACCACAGCCAGUGUUCCACCCAACUAUCGAUCAGAAGCUCGUCUUUUCGAACUAUGAAGAGCGUGCAGCUAACGGAAUGUUUGCUAUGAUAGCGUGGGACUUGUUUAACUUGACAGGAACAUCAGGCAGUGUAAUACUAACUAUAUUUGAAGGGAAAACUUUGAUUGGAUUGGCAUUUGGGAAUGGGUCCCGAGCAACCUACCUGUCCCCUUUAUUCCCCGAUGAAGAUGGUCCAUUAGUUGACACAAACACGUCUUCUGCUCAUGCUGGAUUUUGA
Trichophyton benhamiae CBS 112371 is the source of this 816-nucleotide messenger RNA. RefSeq lists its product as uncharacterized. Lineage: Eukaryota; Fungi; Ascomycota; Eurotiomycetes; Onygenales; Arthrodermataceae. The record is from RefSeq and is a predicted model, not a curated record. The transcript has 3 exons. The coding region runs from base 1 to 816 and encodes 271 amino acids.